GCUCUAAUAGUAAUUUGGUAUGGCUUCGCGGGCCAAAUGUAAUUAGGCUGCGGGCCAAAUUUGGCCCGUGGGCCAGAGUUUGACACCUAUGUCAUACAGGGUGCAUAACAUCAAAGUGAGACAAGGCUAAACUUAGAAAGCCGAAAAUAAGACUGUACUUUAUUGAGAUGAGAAACACCUUUAAAUUGUUUGAGCUAGUAAAUGUAAGUAGCAUUUGCGAUUCGUCAACCUAAAUGUUACAGUUUUGCAUUGUUGUUAGUUACUAUUUAUAGUGUAGAAACCUUUUAUGUGUGGGUUCUUUGAGAUCAUGGCACAUUACGUAGAUGCUAAUUUAAAGCGGUGUAGAAGAAUAGAAAUACAGAAUCUUAAAAUACAGAGAUUUCAAAGACUAAAAUAGGAUGUUGUGGGAUUAAUAUCUCCAUUUGAAAGAUGUUUGAAAUGGCCUUUCAUAAAUACUAGGCUCUAUAAUAUGAAUGAGAUUUAGAAAUUGUAGCUCUUUUCUGCAACCUUUUUGAAUGGAGUGAUAAGACAAUGAGCCUCUCUCAAUUCUGGCUCUCAGGGAGAUGACUUUUAAAGAAUCAAAAAUACAAAUGGUAUAUUGAUGCCUAUCAGAGUCAGCCAACCUUAUCCUGUCACGAUGUGGAUGAAAUCUCCAAGAGGUCGAAGCUCUUUGUCUUUUGAGUGGUUCGGUGUUUAUCAUUGACGGCUCUCACAGCGAGUGAGUGCACAAUGUUCCACGUGUUGUUCUCGAUGGCGGUGAACUUCAGUGUGACUCAACAUAUUUUCAGUUGUUUGACUACAAGAUAUAUUUAUGUUGCCCCAAUAAAUAUUCCAGUCAUUCCUUUAACUUCUGAAAACUAUGUACUGGCUUAUAAUUAUGCCCCGCCCCCUUAAAGUGAAAUUUUAGCUUUUAGAAAACAAAUUUUGAGAUGUUAUUGUUUGUUAUUCAGUUGUGUUUUUCACAGUGGUGAUAAAUUGGGUUGGAUUUUCACCUGCAGCAUUAAUCUUUGUUUAGAGGAUGGUUUAGAACAGGGGUGCGGGAACUCCAGGCCUCAAGGGCCGGUGUCCUGCAGGUUUUAGAUGUGUCCUUGGUCCAACACAGCUGAUUUCAAUGGCUAAAUUACUUCCUCAACAUGUCUUGAAGUUCUCCAGAUGCCUGGUAUUGAACUUAUCAUUUGAUCCAGGUGUGUUUACCCAGGGUGAUGUAUAAAACCUGCAGGACACCAGCCCUUGAGGCCUGGAGUUGCCCACCCCUGGUUUAAAAGAAUGAAGAGUGUGUAAAGGUUCUUUAUGUAAUUUUUAUGCUGUUGGCAAGAUCUCAAAUACAAGUAUUUGAAGUUAGAAAUAACUUUUGUUUAUGUAUGUCAGAAGCAUUUUUCUAGAGGAGUCUUUUUGGUCAGUGCAAACUUACUCAUAAUGUCAGCACACAGCCAGUGUAGUGAAUGCAAAUUAUACAAGACAACCAAGAUCAUUUAAUCAUUUGAUAUAAGUAACAGUUUUUCUCUCAUAUCAUUAUAAUGCUAUGUAUUUAUAUCUUGGAGUCUUAUCAAAGGGAGAUUUGUAUAAUCGGAGGAAAAAUGAAAUUGCAAUUGUUGUCUCUCACUGAUACAGAUUUGGAAGAUCAUCACAUGAAAGUCACUUCUUUUCUCAUCCAAUGAAUGAAGUAGAAGAGCAGCCGACAAUAUGUGAUGCCAGACACACAGCACUUCUUUAUUUCCGGACCACACUGACCCAUAUUUCACUGACAGCAUUUCAAAAGAUGAAUUUAUAAUCUGGCAGUCAUGGGACACACUGAUAUUUGCCUGGAAGGACAAAUUUAACUUGCCUUCAUAAUGUUUGUGACUUCAUGCAGUGCCAGCUGUGAUUUAUGUUAGGAAGCUCAAGUUGGGGCUCGGGCUAGUUAAGAGGGACUCCUUUCAUGUGGGUCAAACAUGUGCAAGGCUUUAAAUGCAACUUAAGCAAGCUUGAUCUAUUUGUAGUUUACUGUCAUACCGUUGGCAGAAACCUUAUCGGCGGCCUGAGGGGACAAUCGGUGGUCAGCGUAAUAAACGGCUGCAGAAUGCUGACAAUAUAAUAGCGGCGUCACAAACGUGGUGUGAGAGCUGAGCCGGAUGUACUGUACAUGAGUGUUCCAUUGUAAUUACACAGAUUUAGCUGGAUUAGCAUGGUUACCAUUCUCAGCUGUGAGGAUUAGCAUGUUAACAUUUUCAACUUCCUUGAAGACAUGUUUUAACAGGUCUCAGAUGUGGAGCGAGUCAGGGCGAAGUUUUAUGCUCACAAGCCUUGAAGCCUGGUCGUUAUUAGCCUCUGGCUGUUGUUUUGGAAUAAUUUUGCAAUGUACCGAAUGCGCUGAAAAGCCUGCCGAGUCCUGCAUUUAGUUAAGAUUCAUAUGUUACAUGGUACAAAGAGGCAUGUGUUUACAUGCUCACAGCAGCAUAUGUGCGUGCCAUAUGUUUACGAGGAGAUGGUCGGUAUGCAGCUGGUUAAUCGGCUCUCCCAACGCAAGCACCACACAUGCGAACCUAUUGGGUCAAAUCAGUGCCUAAUCCUUCACCGCCCCACCUGACUUCUCAGUUUUCUGCUGUGUGUUCAUGUUUAAGCUACAACCAAACUAUCCUCAUUAUUGUCCUGCAGGGAUUUCUGCUGCUUUCCCUCUUCCAGACAGAACUGAAUAGAGUUGUAGCUCUGGUGGAAAAAUAGCUGUCUCUCCUUCUCAUUUUUUUGUUAGGGAUCUAAGCACUAUGUGUAAUGAUUUUUUUUUUCUUUCCAGUCUUAUCAAAAUAGCGUUUAAAACGCUCCUUAAAUGUGUUAAGAUUAGUACGUUACUAGGUGAAGUAUGGAUUAAAACAAGUAUCGUACUAGAUAAUGACAAAACAUGUUAUUUCUAAAGAUAUCACCAAUAAGUCUGGAACCUAAUGCUGUUUUUACAGUUGUAAAGGGGCAACUCACACAUUAAAGGCUCUAAAUGCAAACAAGACAGACAUUUUAAACUUGCUUUGAGGUACAAGCUCUGAAUGCAUUUGCAUGACCCACUCCUGGUAUUUUCACAUACACGUAGUUUAGCUUUGUCUUUCUGACAGAUGUGACUUCUCUUUGCUUGGUAGAUCCUUGUGUGUAUUACACUGCUUUAAUACCAAAGGCUAUUGCUUGGAUGACUGUUGAUCCAGCUUUUGUGUCAGUAGGUUUAGGUCUCUUGCCCUGAUCCUCAUCUUGUCUGUGAGCAGCGCUGACAUUUGGUCAAGCUGGAUUAGAAAUCUUGAUCCCUUGAAAGAGAAGCUGUACUGAAAAAACAAACAUGUGAAACACUGAGGUCGUGUGUUUCACUGUCCAUGAAAACGGGGACAUCUGUCAGUUUAUAUCUUCUCUGCUCUCAAAAAACCAUGGGUCAUGUUUUCAUAAUAGGUUUGUUUGUCUUAAUGAGCUGACUUAUUGUUGUCAUAAGUAGAGGUGCUCAUGAUACUUAAGUCUGUCCAGUCUUUCUAAACUAAAUCUGAAUGGUGCCAUCAGGAAAUGGGCAUUUGUUAUUAGCAGCUUCAUGGUUUGAAGCUGUAUAUGCAUGUGCAUAACUAUCUAGAUGCACAUAGUACUGGAUGCUAGCAUGUGCACUGUCUAUGAUUUGCCCUGUGGUGCCCUGCUUUCUGAUAGCUCUGCUGUCUAGGAUUAGGCUGAAAGCUCUGUGCUCAGAUACACAUCAUUCUCGGCACAGACCUGUGUAAGCUCAGACCACACUCACUGUUGGUUAGCUUUAAGAGGAAAAUGCACUGCUAUUUUCUGCUGUGGCACAUAUGGGAUCCUGAAAAUCUGGCUAGCGAUGGGGGUGAAGUUAGUCAAGCCUAACUUUGCGCGAAACCCCAGCACGAGAGUCUCUAUGAGACUCCCUGAGGAUGACGGCUCUCACAAGGCUCUUUUUUUCUUUUCAACACACUGGAUUUAAUAUGAUUUGGAGUUUAUCCCAUUAGCUGUUUGCUUGGAAAGGAAGCUGGGCUUGGAUCUCGUCGAGAAGUAUGGGAAUAGGCAGCUCUUUUGCACCAAGAUCUGAUCAAAUUUUUACCAUAAAGGUGAGCCUGGCACCGAGGCAGAACCUCCCACGAAUCAUCCUCAAAGGAAUCUUCCAGGGGGUUAAAGUGGUUCGUGGACCAGACUGGGACUGGGGCAACCAAGAUGGUGGGGAGGGUAAGGUUGGGAAGGUAGUGGACAUUCGUGGCUGGGACAACGAGUCUGGUCGCAGCGUGGCCAGUGUCACCUGGUCUAAUGGCACCACUAAUGUUUACCGAAUGGGCCACAAGGGCAAGGUAGACCUGAAAUAUGUGACAGAUGGCCAGGGAGGCUUCUAUUACAAAGAUCACCUACCAAAACUUGGAGAGCAUGCAGAGCUGCAGCGUCAGGAGAGUGCAGACGGCCAUUCUUUCCAGCAGGGUGACAAGGUCAAAUGUCUGUUGGAGGUAGACAUCCUACGGCAGAUGCAGGAGGGCCACGGAGGGUGGAACCCCAAAAUGGCAGAGUACAUUUGCCGGAUUGGGACGGUUCACAGAAUCACUGACCGAGGAGAUGUCAGAGUCCAGUACAGCAACAAUAUCCGCUGGACUUUCCAUCCUGGGGCACUCACCAAGGUGAACACGUUUGGAGUUGGGGAAUUAGUGAGAGUAUUGGAGGACAUGGAGAGCGUGAAGAGACUGCAGGCUGGCCAUGGAGAAUGGACAGACAGCAUGACUCCUGUGCUGGGCCAGGUCGGCAAGGUGUUAAAAGUAUAUGCAGAUGGUGACCUACGGGUAGCAUUUGGAGGCCAGACAUGGACAUUUAACCCAGCGUGCCUCUCAGCCCAACCCGUGGAGGUGGAUGCCAACCUCAUGACGGCCGAGAACCCCAACGAAUCUGGAAGUACUGUCAUCUCAGUGCUGGAGAAGCUGCUCUCUCAGUCCACAGAGCAAGACAAUCCCAGUCGGCUAGUGAUUGAGGCAGCGCAUGGCAGUGCCAGCAAGGUGCGGGAGCUGGUGCAGAAGUAUCCUGACAAGGUGGAUAUCAAGAACCAAGGCAAGACUGCGCUGCAGGUUGCUGCUCACCAAGGCCACAUGGAGGUGGUGAAGGCCCUGCUGCAGGCAAACAGCUCAGUUGAGGUCAAAGAUGAAGAUGGAGACACGGCAUUGCACUACACUGCUUUUGGUAAUCAGGCGGAGAUCGCGCGGCUGCUGUUGAGUAAGGGGGCAAAUGUCAACCUCCUGAACAACUCCAUGUGCACGGCGCUCCACAUCGCCGUCAACAAGGGCUUCACUGACGUGGUGCGGGUGCUAACUGAACAUUCUGCUGAUGUCAAUCUCCAGGAUUCAUACGGGGACACGCCGCUCCACGACGCCAUUGCUAAAGAUUUCCGCAAUAUCAUUGAGAUCCUGUCCGUGGUGCCCAACAUUGAUUUCACCCAGCAGAACCACAGAGGCUUCAACCUGCUGCACCAUGCUGCCCUCAAAGGAAACAAACUGGCCACAGAAAAGAUCCUGGCCCGAGCACGGCAGCUGGUCGAUGUUAAAAAAGAGGACGGCUUCUCUGCGCUGCAUCUGGCGGCUCUCAACAACCACAAAGAUGUCGCAGAAAUCCUCAUCAAGGAGGGGCGCUGUGACAUCAACAUCCGAAACAACCGGAACCAGACGCCGCUUCAGCUGGCGGUGACGCAGGGCCACACAGAGUUGGUGCAGCUGCUGGUGGACGAGGGCGCCGACGUCAACAUGGAGGACGAGGACGGUGACACGGCCAUGCACGUGGCCCUCCUCCGCCCGCAGCUGGCCAACGUUAUGCUCAGCCCAUCCGUAGGUACCAGCAGCAGUGAGGAGAGCAGCGACGGAUGUUCCUCCACGUCUCUGUACUGCAGGCUGAACGCGACAGGUCUUCUGGGGAGUACGGAGCUGAGCGUAGGCACAGCUGUCGCCUGUUUUCUAGCGAUGGAAGGUGCUGACAUCAGCUACGCCAACCACAAGGGCAAGAGUCCUCUGGACUUGGUGGCAGACAGCACCAUGCUGCAGCUCAUCAAGAGCUUCUCUGAGAAGCACAGGUUGCAGCGCCUGCAGGCCAUCACAUGCGGACAGGGCCUGAGCAGCGCCAGCCUGCGGCGGGUCCACACGACGCCCAACACCAUGACCAACCUGGUUCUACCAACGCCGCCCGGGCCCAGCGAAUGCCUCAUCUGCUCCGAGCUGGCUCUUCUGGUUCUCUUCUGCCCCUGCCAGCACAGUGUGGCCUGUGAAGAAUGUGCCCAUCGCAUGAAGAAGUGCAUCAAAUGCCAGGUCACAAUCACCAAGAAAAUUAGGCAAGACCAAACGGAGGUGGACUGCAGCCCCGGCACCGAGAACUCAGAGCAGCACAACCUGCUCGAACAACUGCAGUCCCGCUACCGUCAGAUGGAGGAGAGGAUGACCUGUCCCAUCUGCAUCGACAACCACAUCAAGCUGGUCUUCCAGUGCGGGCACGCCUCCUGCAUCGACUGCAGCGCCGCGCUUAAGACCUGCCCGAUCUGCCGGCAGACCAUCCGCGAGCGGAUCCAGCUGUUUGUCUGAGCUUCUCUCUCCGCUCAGUCCAGAGAAUAGUGGAGGGGGGCAUCGGAGAGAAGCGAGGCUGGGGAUGGGCAGUGGGCAGCUGUUAUUUUGGACACCCCCAGUAACCCCAACCAUCCCCUUGGAUCAGCCCACAGGCUGCUUGACUAUCAGAUGCUGUAUUAAAUCACUGAGAGGCCA
Messenger RNA from Haplochromis burtoni (Burton's mouthbrooder), 6719 nucleotides. RefSeq names its product MIB E3 ubiquitin protein ligase 2 (gene mib2). The coding region runs from base 4005 to 6542 and encodes 845 amino acids. The transcript is spliced from 17 exons. Lineage: Eukaryota; Metazoa; Chordata; Actinopteri; Cichliformes; Cichlidae. Gene Ontology annotation, biological process: protein ubiquitination. Gene Ontology annotation, molecular function: protein binding; ubiquitin-protein transferase activity; zinc ion binding. Gene Ontology annotation, cellular component: cytoplasm. The record is from RefSeq and is a predicted model, not a curated record.